AACAACGCGCCGGCUACAAUAGGCAGUAGAAAAUAUUCAUCUUGAAAAUUAAUAAAUUUCAACUUAAAGCCCCUUAUUUCUCAUGGAGGAAGUACAGCGCCACUCAGUGCACACAUUGGUGUUCCGUUCACUUAAACGUACGCAUGAUUUCUUUGUGGCCAACCAAUCGCUACUUCCGGAGGUAGACGAAAGCUUGGAAAAACUUAAGUACAACAUAAAAGCACGUGAUGCCUACGGCUUGGUGUUGGAUCGGGCUGCCAAGUCCAAAGCACUAGCAGCGAAAAGAGCUGAUAGUGACAGACUCGAUGGUCAGCAAGGUGGAAAGGAUAAUGUUUUGGCUAUAACAGCCGGUGAACAAGAUAGUGGCUCAUCCGAUGGCAUAAAUGCUCAGACAGCCCUUUUACCGACAACAACACCAUCAUCCCAGAAUACGUCAAAUGCGGUUCAAAUACUUCCGAAAAAGGCACCAACCAUACCGAAACCAAAAUGGCACGCCCCAUGGAAGCUUUGUCGAGUGAUUUCUGGCCACCUUGGUUGGGUACGUUGCGUUGCAGUAGAACCCGGCAAUGAGUGGUUUGCUACCGGUGCUGCCGAUCGGGUGAUCAAAAUUUGGGACCUAGCAAGCGGAAAGCUCAAGCUCUCCCUUACUGGCCAUGUUAGUACGGUUCGCGCUCUAGAGGUCAGUCCGCGUCAUCCGUAUCUCUUCAGUUGCGGAGAGGAUCGGCAGGUGAAGUGCUGGGAUUUGGAGUACAACAAAGUAAUACGGCACUACCAUGGGCACCUGUCGGCCGUAUACACGAUGUCAUUGCAUCCAACCAUUGACGUGCUGGUUACAGCCGGUCGUGACUCAACCGCGCGAGUAUGGGACAUGCGUACAAAGGCGAACAUUCACACGCUAACGGGACACACGAACACGGUCGCUAGUGUGGUGACGCAGGCGGCCAAUCCUCAAAUAAUCACCGGCAGCCACGAUUCAACUGUCCGCCUGUGGGACUUGGCGGCUGGCAAAAGCUUGUGCACCCUGACGAAUCAUAAGAAGAGUGUCCGUGCAAUCGUGCUGCAUCCGACACUGUACAUGUUUGCCUCGGCCUCACCGGACAACAUCAAACAAUGGCGCUGUCCAGAGGGCAACUUUAUACAGAAUCUUGGCGGGCACAAUUCUAUCGUGAAUUGUAUGGCGGUGAAUCCGGAGGGCGUUCUGGUGUCCGGCGGGGACAAUGGAACCAUGUUCUUCUGGGACUGGCGCACUGGUUACAAUUUUCAGCGCUUCCAGGCAGCGGUUCAGCCCGGAUCGAUGGAUAGUGAAGCCGGUAUAUUUUCCAUGACGUUCGAUCAGUCGGGGUCGCGUUUGAUAACUACGGAGGCGGAUAAGACCAUUAAGAUAUACAAGGAAGAUGACGAAGCUACAGAAGAGUCGCAUCCCAUUAAUUGGCGUCCAGAAAUCAUAAAACGAAGGAAGUAUUAAGUAUAUUGCAAAAUCUGCACUCUUUUCAAAAUAAAUUUUAAUAAAAUCCCAAAUCUGCUGAGAUGAAAUGCAAAAAGAAAAAGUUAAAAUCAAUAAAA
This is a messenger RNA of Anopheles coustani, 1563 nucleotides long. RefSeq names its product pleiotropic regulator 1 (gene Tango4). Gene Ontology annotation, cellular component: catalytic step 2 spliceosome; precatalytic spliceosome; Prp19 complex. Bases 83 to 1465 code for a protein of 460 amino acids. Gene Ontology annotation, biological process: mRNA splicing, via spliceosome. Gene Ontology annotation, molecular function: protein binding. The record is from RefSeq and is a predicted model, not a curated record. The transcript has 3 exons. Lineage: Eukaryota; Metazoa; Arthropoda; Insecta; Diptera; Culicidae.